This is a messenger RNA of Dipodomys ordii (Ord's kangaroo rat), 1745 nucleotides long. RefSeq names its product nuclear receptor binding factor 2 (gene Nrbf2). The coding region runs from base 111 to 977 and encodes 288 amino acids. The record is from RefSeq and is a predicted model, not a curated record. Gene Ontology annotation, biological process: autophagy. The transcript has 4 exons. NCBI's taxonomy places the organism in Eukaryota, Metazoa, Chordata, Mammalia, Rodentia, Heteromyidae.
CGGGGCAGAGUCCUAGUCCACGCCGCCGCGUCGCCUUGGCCGCCAGCUCCCCUCCAUGUGCCCCGGCGCCGCUGCUUCCCUUCCUCAGGCCGCCGCCUACCCCGGGGUCUAUGGAAGUAAUGGAAGGACCCCUCAACCUGGCUCAUCAGCAGAGCAGACGAGCAGACCGUUUAUUAGCUUCGGGGAAAUACGAAGAGGCUAUUUCUUGUCACAAAAAGGCUGCAGCAUAUCUUUGUGAGGCCAUGAAGCUGACACAGUCUGAGCAGGCCCAUUUAUCACUGGAAUUGCAAAGGGAUAGCCACAUGAAACAGCUGCUCCUCAUCCAGGAGAGAUGGAAAAGGGCAAAGCGUGAGGAACGGCUGAAAGCUCAGCAGAACACAGACAAAGACGUGGCUGCCCAUCUUCAGGCAUCUCACAAGCCCUCUGCUGAGGAUGGGGAGGCUCAGAGCCCCCUUCUUUCUCACAAGUACAGCCCUUCUGUGGAGAAACACCUCCCUGAAAUUCACGGGGUCUUUGACAGAGAUCCAGACACACUUCUGUUUUUACUUCAGCGAAAGAGUGAACCAACAGAGCCGUGUAUAGGAAGCAAAGCCCCAAAGGAUGACAAAACCAUAAUAGAGGAGCAGGCAACCAAAAUUGCAGAACUGAAGAGGCAUGUGGAGUUCCUUGUGGUUGAGAAUGAAAGAUUAAGAAAAGAAAAUAAACAACUAAAAGCAGAAAAGGCCAGACUUCUAAAAGGUCCAGUAGACAAGGAGCUGGACGUAGAUGCUGACUUUGUAGAAAAAUCUGAGUUGUGGAGCUUGCCACCACAGGCAGAGGCUGCCACAGCCUCGUCAACUUGGCAGAAGUUUUCGGCAAGUACCGGGAAAGCCAAGGACAUUCCAAUACCCAGUCUUCCUCCCUUGGAUUUUCCAUCUCCAGAACUUCCACUGAUGGAGCUCUCUGAAGAUAUUCUGAAAGGACUUAUGAAUAAUUAAAAUGAAAGCCAUUGGAGGUCAGAAGAAGAAAUUACUCAGUAACAGUUCAUUAACAGUUACUCCAGAAAUGAAUAAAAAGGGAAAACCACACCUGAGGGUAAUCCUGGAAAUCUAUCAUCAUCUGGCACAAUGUAGGAGAAGAGGCUUGCCAGGGCUUGAAAACAGUCACUGUGAAAUGUGUCGCAUACCUGAUUCACUGACUUGAGCUAAUGAUUCCGACUUGGCAGACACUGAACUUUUGGAGGUUUGUUUUCUCCUGAUGCAAACCAAAUGGCUACCUGGAAUAAUUUUUUUGAGCAAGAAUUUUUCUUCAGGGUUAAGUGUACAAAAAUAGUAUGUCACACAUAAUCUGUAAUGCCAUAAAUGAUAAUGCAAACCCUAAAUAAUAUGGUAGCCUGAGGGGCCGCCUUGUAGCUGAAACAUGCUUUCUAUCAUGCAGUGACUGUAUGCAUUCUGUUAUGCACAUUUUGUUUAAACUACAUGUGCCACACUUUGCACUACUCAUAACAUGAUGAUAACCUCAAGACUAUCAGGAGAAAUAUAAAUUUCCAUUUUAUGAAGAAAGGAACCAAAUUUUAGUUACGCUUUUUUAAGAAAAUUACCAGUUUACAUAAUUAAUCAGGGUGCAUUUUAAGUUCUAACUUUGUUAUAUAAUGCAUCAUUUGAAAAUACCAAGGAAGUAUCCCUUGUAUUUAAUGAUGCAUGAGUGAAGUCAUGCUAGUUGGCAGUAUUUUGAUUGUAAGAAAUCAAUAAAGUAAUUGUGUUUCA